GUAAAUGGUUUUAACAUUUCCAACGCGUUAAGCCAAUUCGGAUGGAGUUCGUUAUCAUUGCAUGAUAAAGGGGAUGCGCUUUCAGAUAUGCGAUUGUUAUCAUUAGAUCAUAUCUAUGCUUUUGCCAACGAUAUCUCCUCGUCUGUUACAAAAUAUUUGGGUCAAGAUGUGCACUUUGAUGUCGUACAAGACCUCUCACUACAACUCUUUGAAAUCUUUCCAGAAAUCUCACCUAUCAUCAGUGGGUUAUGCAUACAAUUGAGUACAUUGCACAGUGCUGUUCCUUGGAUCAAGAUGAUGGAACUAGCAUCGUCAGCUAUUUUGAAGACAAAAGGACAAGAUAUGGAAACAAUUCUUUAUGGAAGCAUUAUUUACAAGACCAUAACUACCUUGGCAGGAAUGAACACAGCGUUAGACAAUGAAGACACCUUUAUACACAAUUGCCUCCACAACUUGCUAGCAUCGAUCUUCUCAUGUGACAAGUGUUUUAUUCAAGAGUGGGCAAACAAGAGUCUCGAGUCAAGCUCAACAUAUCAGCCAGAUUGGUGCGCAUCUGUCAAGUUCUGGAAGAACAAGUACAACAUUAUUGCUACCGAAGCAAAAUCAAAGGCCAAUCAAAAUAGAGGAAUUAUAUCUGAUUAUGUAAAACUCGGUAGAGAACUCAAAUUAAUGUUGGAAAAGUUGAUUUACAGCGGGGUAAAUGAACCAGAAGUAUACGGAUUGCUUCUAAAAGGAGGGGUUCUAGAGAUUUAUAUGAUGGACAUAAAGGUCGAUGGAAUUUAUCGGUUUGUCGAGAUUGACACUGUGAACCUUGUAACCAAUUUCACCGAAAUGACUAACUUGAUGCGUACCUUACCCAUAUUAUACCGAUUAAAGGAAAGAGUAUUGUCAAUAGCAAAAAGGCUGGAAUUGGUGGAACUUCAAAAGUCAAAAGGCAUUACCGUAAAUCCC
Gilbertella persicaria is the source of this 951-nucleotide messenger RNA. RefSeq lists its product as uncharacterized. The annotation marks the transcript as partial. The transcript has a single exon. The record is from RefSeq and is a predicted model, not a curated record. NCBI's taxonomy places the organism in Eukaryota, Fungi, Mucoromycota, Mucoromycetes, Mucorales, Choanephoraceae.